CGCGCUCCAGGCGGUGCUCGGUUUGGGAGCGCGCGUGUCGGCCGCGCGCCGGCGGCGGGAGCGCGCUGUCGUCCGCGCGCAGGAGAAGCUUCGGCUCAUUGUGCGGAGACGGAGCUGGCGGGUCGGAGCGAGUCUGGAGGAUCCGGCGCAUCAUGGUCUGAUUACAGAAGAAACUAUAAGGUUAAUGAGGUGGUUGCCAGCCUUUAAAAACUGCUGCCAAUGAACAACCCAUUUAUGUUCACCAUUGAGACCUAAUCUGAGAGAACUAUGGCAGCUCAAAGAAUCCGCUCCACCAACACCGGCGGGCUUCCUCGGUGUAAAUCCGAAGGCACACUAAUCGACGUGAGUGAUUGUUUAUCUGAACUCAAUAUCAGUGAAUUCAAAGUACCGUCUCCCAGUACAUUGCGAUUGGACACACCUACAUCUUUUGGGGAUGCACGAGAAGUUGUGGCUAUUAAGGAUUACUGUCCAACUAAUUUUACCACACUCAAAUUUAAUAAAGGGGAUGUUUUAUAUGUCUUAGACACAUCUGGACCUGAGUGGUGGUAUGCCCACAACAAUACUGAAAUGGGAUACAUUCCUGCUUCCUAUGUACAGCCCGUUGGCAGAAGCCCAUCUCUCCGAGACAGUGGCAUGGUGGAUAAUAUUGGUGACAGUUCUGAUGAAGGUGUCAAAGAGAUGGAUCUACUUGGAGAAUGGGGAGAUAUCUUUGACAAAAUGUCUGCAAAUACCAAACAGAACAAUCCAUUCUUGAACGGCUUUGCAACCUCCAACCCAUUUCUCAAUGGCAAUCCACAGAGCCCCAGCUCCAACAUUGAUCAGGCUCCUAAAUCAGAAGUGGACCUACUUUUGUUUGAUUCAUUUGCACCACUACUGGCCGGUUCCAAAACAUUAACAGCAAAUGGCGGAACUAAUGGCGUUUUUGAGGAAGACCCAUUAACUAGUUCAAAGGACGAGUUUGAUCCGCUAUUGAGUCGGAACAACCCAUUCUUCAGAAGCAAGCGAUCAUACAGUAUGUCAGAACUUUCUGGUCUGCAGGCCAGGUCUGCCGCACCUCCCUCGUCUGGCUUCUUCAACAACAUGCAGUCUCCAGAGCCGGAACAGUUCAGGAGCCGGGAGGACUUCCGAACAGCAUGGCUAAACCAUAGGAAACUAGCACGUUCUUGUCACGACCUAGAUUCUCUUGGACAUAGUCCUGGCUGGGGUCAGACCCAGCCUAUAGAGACUAACAUAGUUUGUAAGCUGGACAGCAGUGGUGGAGCAGUUCAGCUUCUGGACACCAAUAUCAGUAUUCAUGUCCCUGAAGGGCACAUUUCUCCAGGUGAAACUCAGCAGAUUUCCAUGAAGGCUCUGCUGGAUCCUCCUAUUGAGUUGAACAAUGAUAAAUGUACAACCAUCAGUCCUGUGGUUGAGAUCAAAUUAAGUAACAUGGAAGUUAAAACAUUCCUCACCUUGGAAAUGAAAAUUUCUGCCGAGCUAAAAGAUAAUGUGUUGAGCAAGAACGGUGCCAGCAUAACCUGCUUGAGUAGUGACAGUAAAGAUGGGCCCUUCUCAACAAUGCCUCAGGUGUAUCACUAUGGUGACACAGUGCAGGUGCAGUUGGACUCUCUGGAGCCUUGCAUGUAUGUUGUUGUUGUGUCUCAGGCCAAGAUACUGCAGUUCCCUGCCACUGUGUGGGAGUGCAUUAACAAAAAACUUACCGUUGGGGUUUAUGGUCCGAAGCACAUCCAUCCUUCCUUCAAGACAGUGGUGGCUAUGUUUGGGCAUGACAGCGCCCCUAAGUCCUUGCUGGUAAAUGAAGUGAGUCGAGAGCUUGUGAGCGCUCCACCUGUAGCCCUGCAGUUGUGGGGCAAACACCAAUUUGUGCUAACAAAACCCCAGGACCUGAAGAUCAGCAUACACCCGAACAUUUCCAACUACGAGGUCAUGUCUUCUGACCAGGUGAAGGUUGUCCGUGGAUUCCAGGUGAAAUUGGGCAAGGUCAGCCGCCUUAUUUUCCCCAUUCACUCCCGCGUCCCCGAAGAGCUUUCUGAUUUCACGCUGAGGAUCCAGGUCAAGGAUGAUCAUGAGACAAUAAUGACACAGUUCUGUGUGAGGACACCGCAGCCGCCCCCAAAAUCGGGAGUGCGAAACAGCGGGCAGAGGAGGUUCCUGAAGAAGAAAGAAGUCAGUAAGAUUGUUCUUUCCCCCUUGGCUGUCACGAGUAAAUACCCCAUAUUUCAGGAUCGCCAGGUAAACAAUCUCAGGUAUGGGAAACUGCUGAAGACAGUCAUUAGGCAAAUGAAAAACUAUUACCUGUUGGAGUACAAAAAAGGAGAUGUGAUCGCAUUGCUAAGUGAAGAGAAGAUUAAGUUGAAAGGCUAUCUCCGCACGAAAGAGUGGUACAUUGGGUUCUAUCAAGGAAAGAUAGGAUUGGUGCAUGCCAAAAAUGUGUUGGUGGUUGGGAAAAUUAAGCCCAGCUUCCUUCAUGGGCCUGAUCUCACUAGCUCUGCACUCUUGGAGCAGAUUCUUCGCCCCAGCAAGUUUCUCACUUACAUCUACGCUUCAGUAAGGAUGACCCUGAUGGAGAAUAUCAGCAGCUGGAGAGCGUUUGCAGACGCGCUGGGUUACAAAAGCUUGCCUCUCGCACACUUCUGCCGGACGGAGAUCGACAGUGAGCCUGAACGUGUGGCAUCAGUAUUGGAAAAACUCAAGGAGGACUGCAAUGAUGUGGAGAACAAAGAAAAGAAGUCGUUUCAGAAAGAGCUGAUGUCUGCCUUGUUGAAGCUGGACUGCCAGGGUCUGGUUGCCAGGCUUAUUCAGGAUUUCGUAUUGCUCACUACUGCCGUGGAAGUGGCCUCGAGAUGGCGUGAGCUAGCUGACAAACUGGCCAGAGUGUCCAAGCAGCAGAUGGACGCCUAUGAAGCUCCCCACAGGGACAAAAAUGGAGUGGUGGAAACUGAGGCUAUGUGGAAACCAGCCUAUGACUUCCUGCUGACAUGGAGCGCACAAAUCGGCGACAGCUACAGAGAUGUGAUUCAAGAGCUGCACAUGGGGCUGGAUAAAAUGAAGCAUCCUAUCACAAAACGGUGGAAGCAUUUGACGGGAACCCUGAUCCUGGUCCACGCUCUCGAUGUCCUCAGAGCAGCAGCAUUCCGUCCCUUGGAUCAGGAUGAUGUUGCCAUUUGAACGAUACUUUCACCUCUUCAGUGAAGACUCAGUGAGAGCAGAGAGUAGAUUUGAGUCAGUCGCCCUAAUUUCUAUUUAGUGCCAGCUUCAAUAAACCAUCCUUACAACUUAGGGGGCCUCUGAUGUUGCAAAGAACCUCCAUUGUCAGUUUUAUGGCACUGUACUCAAACCAGUCUGGCUCCUAAGACUUUUUUUAAAGAAAAGAGCCACCUGAUAUUGGGAGUGAAUUCUGAUAGCUUGUUUUGCACAAAAUCAUUUGAAUUUUAUAUAGUGAAUGGGUGAAUCCACCAGUGAGUUAGUAAUACAGCUCCUCUCUGUUAAAAGUGGUUAGGUUCCUAUAAGCACUCUUUGUUAAGCAAUAAUUCAUAUCUAUGAAGGUAUAGUAAACUUUUAAACUUUGUGGCAGAUACCAGCUACCUUGGAUGGUGAGAAUAGAUCAGAAGCAACGCAAUACCCUUAUGUAAGGAUGAAGGUAACCAAGCUAAUGUUGAGGAGCUCAGAUAAACAUCAUUCCUCCAGAAGCCACUGGAGCAGGAUGAAUGACAGCGAGUGCUCGAGAGAUUCCCACCGCCCCCCCGCCCCCGUUUUUAUACAGUUUAUAUUAUCUCAAAAACACCUCCCCAUUACCCUGAUCGAAAAAUCAUUAAAUGUUGCUAGCUUUUAUAGAUUCACAAUCACAAUAAUACUUUAUUAGCCAAGUAUGUUUUACAACAUACGAAGAAUUUAAUUUGCCUGGUCAGUCAUACAAAUAAAAGGCAACGGAACACACAAAACACAUUUUAACAUAAACAUCCAUCACAGUGACUCCUCCACAUUCCUCACAGUGAUGGAAGAUGGAAAAAGUUCGAUCUCCUCCCUUUGCUCUCCCGCGGUCGGGGGUCUUGAUCGGGAUGAUCGGGUUGACGGGAUGAUUUUGACUCCCGUAGCCAACCUGAGCUGUAUCAGGGGGAUGUCAGCUCUCCCGCGCCGGACGAUCGAACCCCACGUCGGGGCUGGUUGAACCUCCAGCGACGUUGGGGCUCCCGAUAUCCACGGCCUCUCCCGAGACUGCGAGCUCCCGCUGUAAAGUCCGCAGGCCGUGGUUGGAGCGAUCGACUCCGAUGUAAGUCUACGCCCCCCGCGAUGGGGCCCAAGGUCAGCUCCAUCGAUGGUAGGCCACAGAGCGACCGGAGAAUGCGAUCAGAAAAUUAAUCGCAUCUCUGGCGUGGUAAGAAACUUUUUUUUUAAGUUUCCUCUGACCCCCACAUAAAACAAACCGGAGAACAUUUACACAGGCUUUUCACACACACUUAAUAUUAAAAAAAAGACGAAAUAACAGACUGUUAGCGGGGCUGCCAAUCGUGUGCUGCCCCUGCUGGUGCUUGAAAGCUAGUUUCCUUCAUGCUUGAAAGCUUGUUUCCAAUUGAGUUCCCUGCCCUUCAUUGUUAGAAACGUUUGUUACAUAAAUGUUCAUUAACGGGGAGAGCUGUCGUCAAAAUUCUGAUUAAAUUGCAUUAAUAUUUUUGAAUUGAAUUUUUAACAAUUGUGAUAGUGUAAAAAAGGCUUAAAUUUCACUGCGUGAUUUGCUUUCUACUAAAGAGCACUAUUUUACUGGGUACUAUUUUUAAAUGUGUCAAAGGACUGGGUAAUGCUCCAGAAUUAUUCUUCAGUCCACAUCCUAAGAAAUUUGUUGAAUGUAGUUUUUAAGCUUUGUAAAUACAGCAGGAGCCUUAACUACCUCAGGUACAUCUAACCUUUUCCAAACCCUCCUUUCAUCAUGAUAGCUCGACCCUUAAUUGCUUCCAAUGCAACAGAAGCAUUUCUCUGUGGUGGGCUGCGACAUUCCAAGUGUUUGCCUUAAAACUGUAUUUGGAGAGCUGCAAAGGGAAAUUGGACAUGUCAAGACUUGCUUGCACUUUGAUCUGGGAAGCUGGCCCCAGUUACUGCAUACUUAAACACUGACAAACCACACUGCAGCAGUUUUUAACAAGCCAAAUCCAUUCUAUAAUGCCAUCCAGAUAUUCAUCAGUUGCCAAUCAAAGGUAGUGAUUUUUACACUAAAAAAAUGUAGAUUGAUUGAAGGUGCAGAUGAUUGGAAAGUGUGGGUGGGGGGGGUUGCAGACAAAGAACUCAGCACGCAUGUAGGUUGACCAUGUUCUCAGAAUGCAGCAGUCCAGGAUCAACAGUGGGUGUCCAACCUGUGCACAAACUUCUACUGGUGGAGGAUUCCAGCUGAAAGAAACAAAAAUAUUUUAAUUUAUCAACUUAUUACUGAAAAUCAUAACCUCAAUGGGUUUCCCACUGAUCCGUGCCACAGAUGACUUGAAAUGCAUUAUUUUCUCGCUCUGUUGUCUGUAUGACUGCAGGCUUCGCCUUCCAUUGACCACCUAAUUUUUGAUAAAUAUAUAUAUUGAAAUUUCUGUUUUGGAAGGUGCAGUUGUUUAUGACUUUUAGCCAUAGGCUGGAUGGAUAAACAAAGUCACUGAUCUCAGUUGAUGGAAUUAUUACCUUGCAAUAUUCUUAGUGUAUAAUUGGACCCUUGUGUUUUUUCUCUUCGUUAAUUAGUUUGAGUUAAUUAUUGUAAUCAUUUUAAGUGAAGUAUUAAAGACUGCACUAAUUGGUGCCAGUGAAGCUGUCAAUAAUGCAUGAUUUAGGGGACACUUAAUAUUUUUCUCACUUGUUGGUACUAAUUCAUUCAAAACUCAUUUUCCCAUUUGUUGGUACUGCUUGUUGAUGAGUCUUUUAUAGCGUAAAUCUAUUAUUAACAAGGCGAUUUGCUUUUCUUGGAUAAGGACCAAAGAGGUAUCUUGGGUCUUUCGUACAAUUUCUCUCCCCAGUUUUCUCUUUAGAUAUUUGAAUUUGCAUUUCAAUAAUCUCAGUCAUCAAAUAUUCAUUGUAAUACCUCCUUGCCUUUUUAUUGUCAUGCUAUUAGUCACUCAGACGGUGUAUAUUUCAAAGUUUUACACCUAUUGAGAGGAUAUGCACAAGUGAGUCUUGUUGUGGUUGAGGUGCAGUGCUCAGUCAAGUUGAGUUGGGUGCCGGUGCUGUGGGCAAGUCGUUGUCCUGGCAUCACUUGAUCUUGACUAUUCAGGACUUACUUUGAAUAAUUUGGCGAUGUUGGAUUAACUCUUUACCAAGCAUGGAGUCCCUUCUCCACAGCAGAACGCUGCGGCAUGUCUGUCUCUCAGAUAGUUACCAAGUAACAUCACUUUAUGUGUUAUUCAGGUGUAGUCUUUCGUCCAAAAAGCUAUUGGUUCAUAAACUAUCUUAAAACAUCCAAUCGUUUGGCGGGUUGUAAAAUUUUGCUAAAGUCUGUAUCUGUUAAUCUUCAAGAACUUCAACAAGAGAAAGUUCUUCACUCGUUUUCCUCUUUUCUGUCCUCCUCUCAAUUCCCUGACCCUGUCCAUAAAAUGUCAGUAUUUCCCACUCUUUUUCAUCCAUGCCUUAGCGAGCGAUGAUCGUUAUUCUCAAACCGUGCUUCAGCACCAGACCUGUAGGGUCUUGAUAAUCUCCAAUGCAGAGUUGGAGUUACUCAGGAUUGCAAUGUUGUCCGUGAAGCCUAGAGUGGUGCAGAUAACACUUUGGUUAUUCCAACUUCAUCUGCACUCCUUUCCCUAAGCUCUGGAGCAUGCAGAUUGGAGGGUCCAUGGCAGUAUUGAAUAAAAUCAGUGACAGGGUUCCCCAGCUUGACGCCACUCGUGAUGUUAUUAGAUUCGGUCUUGUUUUUGCCGACUGCAGCAUUUGCAUCCUCUGGUGAUUUGAGCAGUAAACCUGUGCCCGAAAGAGUCGAAGGCUUUGGCUGGUUCCACAAAGACAAUUGUAGGUUCUUUAUGAUUCUCUUUGGACCCUUUCAUGAUGUUCUGGAGGAUGGUAGUGUUCUUCCUUCAGCCUUGCAAUUAUACUGACAGUCUUGCUCAGCCUUUUAGCCAUGCUUUUGGUAAACCAAAAAGCCUCAACAGCCACGGCCUAUGGUGAAGAGCCUUCAAUUAUCAAUGGUUUUUGCCGCUUCCUCGUUCUCCAUCUUGGGUGUUAGAUGUUUUGAGUGUAUCUGGAAUGGUUUCCGCCUCAAACCACAGAAUAAAGAGAUUUGGGAGCAGUGUGUCCCACCAGCCAAUCUAGGUCCAUCCAUUUUAUACUAUCCAAUCCUAGGCGUUUGCCUCUUUGUAUCCUUUCAGAGCCUUCAUAAUUUCCUCCAUUUCAAUUCUUCAACAAGAACGUUUGUAGGUUAAUUGGCUUGGUAAAUGUAAAAAUUGUCCCUAGUGGGUGUAAGAUAGUGUUAUUGCGCGGGGAUCGCUGAUCAGCGAGGACCCGGUUGGCCGAAGGCCCUGUUUCUGCGCUGUAUGUCUAAACAUCUGUCCUGCCACUAUAGAUUUGCAUUUUGCUGAGGUCCUCUUUGUUAGUGACUGUUGGCUAGAAGCAUGUCUUGCAUGCUAAGAGGACAAUUUGAUGCUUCAGAUCUUCAUUAUUUGGAAGGAUAGCCUUAUUUGGCCUUUGUGAUACAUGUAUUGCGCCUGUUUAUAUUUGGCCUUUUUUGCGUAUCUCCUGUUGUUGUCAGUAUCACUUUAUGGGUUGCCCUUCCUUCUCUCACAGUUUGCAUUCUGAGAGUCACUGCUGGUCCUGAAAAAGGAAGCUAAUCAAUGUAGUCUUCAUUAUGUUCUGUAGAAGAUCCAAUUUUUAAAUCUUUUUCUUGGAAUCACAGGUUGAGUUUGCUUUCAUACACACCCUAAUAUCUGCAACAUCCAUUUUUAUUUUGGAAUGCAUAAUGGGUUUCCUGGAAUUAAAUUCAAAAUGUAUUUAUCAGCUGGGCCCCAUUCA
This is a messenger RNA of Leucoraja erinaceus (little skate), 7962 nucleotides long. RefSeq names its product SH3 domain-binding protein 4-like. Gene Ontology annotation, molecular function: protein binding. The transcript is spliced from 5 exons. Gene Ontology annotation, cellular component: cytoplasm. The record is from RefSeq and is a predicted model, not a curated record. Bases 268 to 3168 code for a protein of 966 amino acids. NCBI's taxonomy places the organism in Eukaryota, Metazoa, Chordata, Chondrichthyes, Rajiformes, Rajidae.